This is a messenger RNA of Closterium sp. NIES-65, 16332 nucleotides long. The record is from the annotation of a GenBank genome assembly. Lineage: Eukaryota; Viridiplantae; Streptophyta; Zygnematophyceae; Desmidiales; Closteriaceae.
AUGAAAGAGUUACUUUCAUCUCACCAGCCACGUGAUGAAAGAGUUACUUUGAGAUGUCUGGAAAUAACACGUUUAUUACCAAUCACCAGGUUUCAACCACCAGUCUCAUCAUCCCAUCCCACAGUCGAUGCAGUUGAGCAGAAUCUCUCUCGCUUUCCAUCACCCCGCCCCAUUCCCCCGUUUUCCAUCACCCCGCCCCAUUCUCCCGCUUUCCAUCACCCCGCCCUAUUCUCCCGCUUUCCAUCACCCCGCCCCAUUCUUCCUCUUUCCAUCACCCCGUCCCAUUCUCCCGCUUUCCAUCACCCCGCCCCAUUCUCUCGCUUUCCAUCACCCCGCCCCAUUCUCUCGCUUUCCAUCACUCUGCCCCAUUCUACCUCUUUCCAUCACCCCGCCCCAUUCUCCCUCUUUCCAUCACCCCGCCUCAUUCUCCCUCUUUCCAUCACCUCGCCCCAUUCUCCCUCUUUCCAUCACCCCGCCCCAUUCUCCCGCUUUCCAUCACCCCGCCCCAUUCUCCCGCAUUCCAUCUCCCCGCCCCAUUCUCCCUCUUUCCAUCACCCCGCCCCAUUCUCCCGCUUUCUAUCACCCCGCCCCAUUUUCCUGCUUUCCAUCACCCCUUUCCAUUCUCCCACUUUCCAUCACCCCGCCCCAUUCUCCCGCUUUCCAUCAUCCCGCCCCAUUCUCCCUCUUUCCAUCACCCCGCCCCAUUCUCCCGCUUUCCAUCACCCCGCCCCAUUCUUCCGCUUUCCAUCAUCCCACCCCAUUCUCCCGCUUUCCAUCACCCCGCCCCAUUCUCCCGCUUUGCAUCACCCCGCCCCAUUCUCCCGCUUUCCAUCACCCCGCCCCAUUCUCCCGCAUUCCAUCACCCCUCCCCAUUCUCCCUCUUUCCAUCACCCCGCCCCAUUCUCCUGCUUUCCAUCACCCCGCCCCAUUCUCCUGCUUUCCAUCACCCCGCCCCAUUCUCCUGCUUUCCAUCACCCCGCCCCAUUCUCCCGCUUUCCAUCACCCCGCCCCAUUCUCCCUCUUUCCAUCACCCCGCCCCAUUCUCCCGCUUUCCAUCUCCCCACCCCAUUCUCCUGCUUUCCAUCACCCCGUCCCAUUCUCCCGCCUCUUUCCAUCACCCCGCCCCAUUCUCCCGCUUUCCAUCACCGCGCCCCAUUCUCCCGCUUUCCAUCACCCCGCCCCCAUUCUCCCGCUUCCCAUCACCCCGCCCCGUUCUCCCGCUUUCCAUCACCCAGCCCGAUUCUCCCACUUUUAAUCACCCCGCCCCAUUCUCCUGCUUUCCAUCACCCCGCCCCAUUCUCCCUCUUUCCAUCACCCCGCCCCAUUCUCCCUCUUUCCAUCACCCCGCCCCAUUCUCCCGCUUUCCAUCACCCUGCCCCAUUCUCCCGCUUUCCAUCACCCCGCCCCAUUCUCCCGCUUUCCAUCACCCCGCCCCAUUCUCCCGGUUUCCAUCACCCCGCCCCAUUCUCCCGGUUUCCAUCACCCUGCCCCAUUCUCUCGCUUUCCAUCACUCUGCCCCAUUCUACCUCUUUCUAUCACCCCGCCCCAUUCUCCCUCUUUCCAUCACCCCACCCCAUUCUCCCGAUUUCCAUCACCCCGCCCCAUUCUCUCGCCUCUUUCCAUCACCCCGCCCCAUUCUCCCGCUUUCCAUCACCCCGCCCCAUUCUCCCGCUUUCCAUCACCCCGCCCCAUUCUCCACCUUUCCAUCACCCCGCCCCAUUCUCCCUCUUUCCAUCACCCUUCCCCAUUCUCCCUCUAUCCAUCACCCCACCCAAUUCUCCCGCUUUCCAUCACCCCGUCCCAUUCUCCCGCUUUCCAUCACCCGGCCCCAUUCUUUUGCGUUCAAUCACCCCACCCCAUCCUCCCCUCUUUCCAUCACCCCGCCCCAUUCUCCCGCUUUCCAUCACCCCUCCCCAUUCUCCCUCUUUCCAUCACCCCGCCCCAUUCUCCUGCUUUCCAUCACCCCGCCCCAUUCUCCCGCUUUCCAUCACCCCGCCCCAUUCUCCCUCUUUCCAUCACCCCGCCCCAUUCUCCCGCUUUCCAUCACCGCGCCCCAUUCUCCCGCUUUCCAUCACCCCGCCCCCAUUCUCCCGCUUCCCAUCACCCCGCCCCGUUCUCCCGCUUUCCAUCACCCCGCCCCAUUCUCCCGCUUUCCAUCACCCCGCCCCAUUCUCCUGCUUUCCAUCACCCCGCCCCAUUCUCCCUCUUUCCAUCACCCCGCCCCAUUCUCCCUCUUUCCAACACCCCGACCCCAUUCUCCCGCUUUCCAUCACGCCGCCCCAUUCUCCCGCUUUCCAUCACCCCGCCCCAUUCUCCCGGUUUCCAUCACCCCGCCCCAUUCUCCAGGUUUCCAUCACCCUGCCCCAUUCUCUCACUUUCCAUCACUCUGCCCCAUUCUACCUCUUUCUAUCACCCCGCCCCAUUCUCCCUCUUUCCAUCACCCCGCCCCAUUCUCCCGAUUUCCAUCACCCCGCCCCAUUCUCUCGCCUCUUUCCAUCAACCCGCCCCAUUCUCCCGCUUUCCAUCACUCCGCCCUAUUCUCCCGCUUUCCAUCACCCCGCCCCAUUCUCCCGCUUUCCAUCAUCCCGCCCCAUUCUCCAACUUUCCAUCACCCCGCCCCAAUCUCCCGCUUUCCAUCACCCUGCCCCAAUCUUCCGCUUUCCAUCACCCCGCCCCAUUCUCCCUCCUUCCAUCACCCCGCCCCAUUCUCCCGCUUUCCAUCACCCCGCCCCAUUCUCCCGCUUUCCAUCACCCCGCCCCAUUCUCCCGCUUUCCAUCACCCCGCCCCAUUCUCCCGCUUUCCAUCACCCCGCCCCAUUCUCCCUCCUUCCAUCACCCCGCCCCAUUCUCCCGCUUUCCAUCAUCCCGCCCCAUUCUCCCUCCUUCUAUCACCCCGCCCCAUUCUCCCUCCUUCCAUCACCCCGCCCCAUUCUCCCGCUUUCCAUCACCCCGCCCCAUUCUCCCGCUUUCCAUCACCCCGCCCCAUUCUCCCUUCUUCCAUCACCCCGCCCCAUUCUCCCGCUUUCCAUCAUCCCGCUCCAUUCUCCCUCCUUCCAUCAACCCGCCCCAUUCUCCCUCCUUCCAUCACCCCGCCCCAUUCUCCCGCUUUCCAUCACCCCGCCACAUUCUCCGUCUUUCCAUCACCCCGUCCCAUUCUCCUUCCUUCCAUCACCCCGCCCCAUUCUCCCUCCUUCCAUCACCCCGCCCCAUUCUCCCGCUUUCUAUCAGCCCGCCCCAUUCUCCCACUUUCCAUCACCCCGCCCCAUUCUCCCGCUUUCCAUCACCCCGCCCCAUUCUCCCGCUUUCCAUCACCCCGCCCCAUUCUCCCGCUUUCCAUCACCCCGCCCCCUUCUCCCUCCUUCCAUCACCCCGCCCCAUUCUCCCUCCUUCCGUCACCCCGCCCCAUUCUCCCGCUUUCCAUCACCCCGCCCCAUUCUCCCGCUUUCUAUCACCCCGCCCCCUUCUCUCUCCUUCCAUCACCCCGCCCCAUUCUCCCGCUUUCCAUCACCCCGCCCCAUUUUCCCGCGUUCCAUCACCCUGCCCCAAUCUCCCGCUUUCCAUCCCCCUGCCCCAAUCUUCCGCUUUCCAUCACCCCGCCCCAUUCUCCCUGCUUCCAUCACCCCGCCCCAUUCUCCCGCUUUCCAUCACCCCGCCCCAUUCUCCCGCUUUCCAUCACCCCGCCCCAUUCUCCCGCUUUCCAUCACCCCGCCCCAUUCUCCCGCUUUCCAUCACCCCGCCCCAUUCUCCCUCCUUUCAUCACCCCGCCCCAUUCUCCCGCUUUCCAUCACCCCGCCCCAUUCUCCCGCUUCCCAUAACCCUACCCCAUUCUCCCGCUUUCCAUCACCCCGCCACAUUCUCCGGCUUUCCAUCACCCCGUCCCAUUCUCCUUCCUUCCAUCACCCCGCCUCAUUCUCCCUCCUUCCAUCACCCCGACCCAUUCUCCCGCUUUCCAUCACCCCGCCCCAUUCUCCCGCUUUCCAUCACCCCGCCCCAUUUUCCCGCUUUCCAUCACCCCGCCCCAUUCUCCCGCUUUCCAUCACCCCGCCGCAUUCUCCCGCUUUCCAUCACCCCGCCCCAUUCUCCCGCUUUCCAUCACCCCGCCCCCUUCUCCCUCCUUCCAUCACCCCGCCCCAUUCUCCCUCCUUCCAUCACCCCGCCCCAUUCUCCCGCUUUCCAUCAGCCCGCCCCAUUCUCCCGCUUUCCAUCACCCCUCCCCUUUCUCCCGCUUUCCAUCUCCCCGCCCCAUUCUCCCGCUUUCCAUCACCCCGCCCCAUUCUCCCGCUUUCCAUCACCCGGCCCCAUUCUUCCGCUUCCCAUCAUCCCGCCCCAUUCCCCCGCUUUCCAUCACCCCUCCCCAUUCUCCCUCCUUCCAUCACCCUGCCCCAUUCUCUCGCUUUCCAUCACCCCGCCCCAUUCUCCCGCUUUCCAUCACGCCGCCCCAUUCUCCCGCUUUCCAUCACCCCGCCCCAUUCUCCCUCCUUCCAUCACCCCGCCCCAUUCUCCCGCUUUCCAUCACCCCGCCCCAUUCUCCUUUCUUCCAUCACCCCGCCCCAUUCUCCCUCAUUCCAUUACCCCGCCCCAUUUUUCCGCUUUCCACCACCCUGCCCCAUUCUCCCGCUUUCCAUCACCCCGCUCCAUUCUCCCGCUUUCCAUCACCCCGCCCCAUUCUCCCGCUUUCCAUCACCCCGCCAUAUUCUUCCUCUUUCCAUCACCCCGCCCCAUUCUCCCGCUUUCCAUCACCCCGCCCCAUUCUCCUGCUUUCCAUCACCCCGCCCCAUUCUCCCGCUUUCCAUCACCCCGCCCCAUUCUCCCACUUUCCAUCACCGCGCCUCAUUCUCCCGCUUUCCAUCACCCUGCCCCAUUCUCCCUCUUUCCAUCACCCCGCCCCAUUCUCCCUCUUUCCAUCACCCCACCCCAUUCUCCCGCUUUCCAUCACCCCGCCCCAUUCUCCCACUUUCCAUCACCCCGCCCCUUUCUCCCGCGUUCCAUCACCCCGCCCCAUUCUCCCGCUUUCCAUCACUCCGCCCCAUUCUCCCGCUGUCCAUCACCCCGCCCCAUUCUCCCGCUUUCCACCACCCUGCCCCAUUCUCCCGCUUUCCAUCACCCUGCCCCAUUCUCCCGCUUUCUAUCACCCCGCCCCAUUCUCCCGCUUUCCAUCACCCUGCCCCAUUCUCCCGCUUUCCAUCACCCCGCUCCAUUCUCCCGCUUUCCAUCACCCCGCCCCAUUCUCCCGCUUUCCACCACCCUGCCCCAAUCUCCCGCUUUCCAUCACCCCGCUCCAUUCUCCCGCUUUCCAUCACCCCGGCCCAUUCUCCUGCUUUCCAUCACCUCGCCCCAUUCUCCUGCUUUCCAUCACCCCGGCCCAUUCUCCCGCUUUCCAUCACCCCGCCCCAUUCUCCCGCUUUCCAUCACCCCGUCCCAUUCUCCCUCUUUUCAUCACCCCGCCCCAUUCUCCCUCUUUCCAUCACCCCACCCCAUUCUCCCGAUUUCCAUCAGCCCGGCCCAUUCUCCCUAUUUUCAUCACCCUGCCCCAUUCUCCCCCUUUCCAUCACCCCGCCCCAUUCUCCCGCUUUCCAUCACCCCGCCCCAUUCUCCCGCUUUCCAUCAACCCGCCCCAUUCUCCCUCUUUCCAUCACCCCGCCCCAUUCUCCCUCUUUCCAUCACCCCGCCCCAUUCUCCCUCUUUCCAUCACCUCGCCCCGUUCUCCCUCUUUCCAUAACCUCGCCCCAUUCUCCCUAUUUCCAUCACCCCGCCACAUUCUCCAGCUUUCCAUCACCCCUCCCCACUCUCCCGCUUUCCAUCACCCCGCCCCAUUCUCCCACUUUCCAUCACCCCGACCCAUUCUCCAGCUUUCCAUCACCCCUCCCCACUCUCCCGCUUUCCAUCACCCCGACCCAUUCUCCCUCUUUCCAUCACCCCGCCCCAUUCUCGCUCUUUCCAUCACCUCGCCCUAUUCUCCCGCUUUCCAUCACCCCGCCCCGUUCUCCCACUUUCCAUCGCCCCGCCCCUUUCUCCCGCGUUCCAUCACCCCGCCCCAUUCUCCCGCUUUCCAUCACUCCGCCCCAUUCUCCCGCUUUCCAUCACCCCGCCCUAUUCUCCCGCUUUCAACCACCCUGCCCCAUUCUCCCGCUUUCCAUCACCCUGCCCCAUUCUCCCGCUUUCCAUCACCCCGCCCCAUUCUCCCGCUUUCCAUCACCCCGCUCCAGUCUCCCGCUUUCCAUCACCCCGCCCCAUUCUCCCGCUUUCCACCACCCUGCCCCAUUCUGCUGCUUUCCAUCACCCCGCUCCAUUCUCCCGCUUUCCAUCACCCCGGCCCAUUCUUCCGUUUUCCAUCACCCCGCCCCAUUCUCCUGCUUUCCAUCACCCCGCCCCAUUCUCCCGCUUUCCAUCACCCCUCCCCAUUCUCCCGCUUUCCAUCACCCCGCCAUAUUCUUCCUCUUUCCAUCACCCCGCCCCAUUCUCCCACUUUCCAUCACCCCGCCCCAUUCUCCUGCUUUCCAUCACCCCGCCCCAUUCUCCCGCUUUCCAUCACUCCGCCCCGUUCUCCCGCUUUCCAUCACCGCGCCCCAUUCUCCCGCUUUCCAUCACCCUGCCCCAUUCUCCUUCUUUCCAUCACCCCGCCCCAUUCUCCCGCUUUCCAUCACCCCGCCCCAUUCUCCCACUUUCCAUCACCCCGCCCCUUUCUCCCGCGUUCCAUCACCCCGCCCCAUUCUCCCGCUUUCCAUCACUCCGCCCCAUUCUCCCGCUGUCCAUCACCCCGCCCCAUUCUCCCGCUUUCCACCACCCUGCCCCAUUCUCCCGCUUUCCAUCACCCUGCCCCAUUCUCCCGCUUUCCAUCACCCCGCCCCAUUCUCCCGCUUUCCAUCACCCCGCCCCAUUCUCCCGCUUUCCAUCACCCCGCUCCAUUCUCCCGCUUUCCAUCACCCCGCCCUAUUCUCCCGCUUUCCACCACCCUGCCCCAUUCUCCCGCUUUCCAUCACCCCGCUCCAUUCUCCCGCUUUCCAUCACCCCAGCCCAUUCUCCUGCUUUCCAUCACCUCGCCCCAUUCUCCUGCUUUCCAUCACCCCGGCCCAUUCUCCCGCUUUCCAUCACCCCGUCCCAUUCUCCCUCUUUUCAUCACCCCGCCCCAUUCUCCCUCUUUCCAUCACCCCACCCCAUUCUCCCGAUUUCCAUCAGCCAGGCCCAUUCUCCCUAUUUCCAUCACCCUGCCCCAUUCUCCCCCUUUCCAUCACCCCGCCCCAUUCUCCCGCUUUCCAUCAUCCCGCCCCAUUCUCCCUCUUUCAAUCACCCCGCCCCAUUUUCCCUCUUUCCAUCACCCCGCCCCAUUCUCCCUCUUUCCAUCACCCCGCCCCGUUCUCCCUCUUUCCAUCACCUCGCCCCAUUCUCCCUAUUUCCAUCACCCCGCCCCAUUCUUCCGCUUUCCAUCACCCCGCCACAUUCUCUAGCUUUUCAUCACCCCUCCCCAUUCUCCCGCUUUCCAUCACCCCGCCCCAUUCUCCCACUUUCCAUCACCCCGCCCCAUUCUCCCGCUUUCCAUCACCCCGCCCCAUUCUCCCGCUUUCCAUCAACCCGCCCCAUUCUUCCGCUUUCCAUCACCCUGCCCCAUUAUCCAGCUUUCCAACACCCGGCCCCAUUCUCCCGCUUUCCAUCACCCCGCCCCAUUCUCCCUCUUUGCAUCACCCCGCCCCAUUCUCCCUCUUUCCAUCACCCCGCCCCAUUCUCCCUUUUUCCAUCACCCCACCCCAUUCUCCCUAUUUCCAUCACCCCGCCCCAUUCUCCCGCUUUCCAUCACCCCGCCCCAUUCUCCCUCUUUCCAUCACCCCACCCCAUUCUCUCUCUUUCCAUCACCCCGCCCCAUUCUCCCUCUUUCCAUCACCCCGCCCCAUUCUUCCGCUUUCAAUCACCCCGCCCCAUUCUCCCUAUUUCCAUCACCCCGCCCCAUUUUUCCGCUUUCCAUCACCCCGCCCCAUUCUCAGCUUUCCAUCACCCCGCCCCAUUCUCCCGCUUUCCAUCACCCCGCCCCAUUCUCUCGUUUUCCAUCACCCCGCCCCAUUCUCCCGCUUUCCAUCACCCCGCCGCAUUCUUCCGCUUUCCAUCACCCCGCCCCAUUCACCCUCUUUCCGUCACCCCGCCCCAUUCUCCAGCUAUCAAUCACCCCGCCCUAUUCUCCCGCUUUCCAUCACCCCGCCCCAUUCUCCCACUUUCCAUCACCCCGCCCCAAUCUCCUGCUUUCCAUCACUCCGCCCUAUUCUCCCUCUUUCCAUCACCCGCCCCAUUCUCCCGCUUUCUGUCACCCAGCCCCAUUAUCCCGCUUUCCAUCACCCCGCCCCAUUUUCCCGCUUUCCAUCACCCCGCCCUAUUCUCAAGCUUUCCAUCACCUCGCCCCAUGCUCCUGCUUUCCAUCACCCCACCCCAGUCUCCCGCUUUCCAUCACCCCGCCCCAUUCUUCCGCUUUCCAUUACCCCGCCCCGUUCUCCCGCUUUCCAUCACCCCGCCCCAUUCUCCCGCUUUCCAUCACUUCGCCCCAUUCUCCCGCUUUCCAUCACCCCGCCCCUUUCUUCCUCUUUCCAUCACCCCGCCCCAUUCUCCCGCUUUCCAUCACCUCGCCCCAUUCUCCCUCUUUUGAUCACCCCGCCCCAUUCUCCCUCUUUCCAUCACCCCGCCCCAUUCUCUCCCUUUCCAUCACCCCACCCCAUUCCCCCUAUUUCCAUCACCCCGCCCCAUUCUCCCGCUUUCCAUCACCUGCCCCAUUCUCCCUCUUUCCAUCACCCCGCCCCAUUCUCUCUCUUUCCAUCACCUCGCCCCAUUCUCCCUCUUUCCAUCACCCUGCCCCAUUCUUCCGCUUUCCAUCACCCCGCCCAAUUCUCCCUAUUUCCAUCACCCCGCCCCAUUCUUCCGCUUUCCAUCACCCCGCCCCAUUUCCAGCUUUCCAUCACCCCGCCCCAUUCUCCCGCUUUUCAUCACCCCGCCCCAUUCUCCCGUUUUCCAUCACCCCGCCCCAUUCUCCCGCUUUCCAUCACCCCGCCCCAUUCUUCCGCUUUCCAUCACCUCGCCCCAUUCACCCCCUUUCCGUCACCCCGCCCCAUUCUCCAGCUUUCCAUCACAUCGCCCCAUUCUCCCGCUUUCCAUCACCCCGCCCCAUUCUCCCGCUUUCCAUCACCCCGCACUAUUCUCCCUCUUUCCAUCACCCCGCCCCAUUCUCCAGCUUUCCCUUUCCAUCACCUCGCCCCAUGCUCCCGCUUUCCAUCACCCCGCCCCAUUCUCCCGCUUUCCAUCACCCCGCCCCAUUCUCCCGCUUUCCAUCACCCUGCCCCAUUCUCCUGCUUUCCAUCACCCCGCCCCAUUCUCCCGCUUUCCAUCACUUUGCCCCAUUCUCCCGCUUUCCAUCACCCCGCCCCUUUCUUCCUCUUUCCAUCACCCCGCCCCAAUCUCCCGCUUUCCAUCACCCCGCCCCAUUCUCCCGCUUUCCAUCACCCCGCCCCAUUCUCCCGCUUUCCAUCACCCCGCCCCAUUCUCCCGCUUUCCAUCACCCCGCCCCAUUCUCCCUCUUUUCAUCACCCGCCCCUUUCUCCCUCUUUCCAUUACCCCACCCCAUUCUCCCGCCUUCCAUCAUCCCACCCCAUUCUCCCGCUUUCCAUCACCCCGCCCCAUUCUCCCUCUUUCCAUCACCCCGCCCCAUUCUCCCGCUUUCUAUCACCCCGCCCCAUUCUCCCUCUUUCUUUCACCCUGCCCCAUUCUCCCGCUUUCCAUCACCCCGCCCCAUUCUCCCGCUUUCCAUCACCCCGCCCCAUUCUCCCUCUUUUCAUCACCCGCCCCUUUCUCCCUCUUUCCAUUACCCCACCCCAUUCUCCCGCCUUCCAUCACCCCACCCCAUUCUCCCUCUUUCCAUCACCCCACCCCAUUCUCCCGCUUUCCAUCACCCCGCCCAAUUCCCCCUCUUUCCAUCAGCCCGCCCCAUUCUCCCGCUUUCUAUCACCCCGCCCCAUUCUCCCUAUUUCGAUCACCCCGCCCCAUUCUCCCGCUUUCCAUCACCCCGCCCCAUUCUCCCACUUUCCAUCACCCCUCCCCAUUCUCCCUCUUUCCAUCACCCCGCUCCAUUCCCCCUCUUUCCAUCAGCCCGCCCCAUUCUCCCGCUUUCCACCACCCUGCCCCAUUCUCCCGCUUUCCAUCACCCUGCCCCAUUCUCCCGCUUUCCAUCACCGCGCUCCAUUCUCCCGCUUUCCAUCACCCCGCCCCAUUCUCCUGCUUUCCAUCACCCCGCCCCAUUCUCCCGCUUUCCAUCACCCCGCCCCAUUCUCCUGCUUUCCAUCACCCCGCCCCAUUCUCCCGCUUUCCAUCACCCCACCCCAUUCUCCCGCUUUCCAUAACCCUGCCCUAUUCUCCAGCUUUCCAUCACCCCGACCCAUUCUCCCUCUUUUCAUCACCCCGCCCCAUUCUCCCUCUUUCCAUCACCUCGCCCUAUUCUCCCUCUUUCCAUCACCGCGCCCCAUUCUCCCGCUUUCCAUCACCCCGCCCCAUUCUCCCGCUCCAUCACCCCGCCCCAUUCUUCCGCUUUCCAUCACCCCGGCCCAUUCUCCCGCUUUCCAUCGCCCCGCCCCAUUCUUCCGCUUUCCAUCACCCCGCCCCAUUAACCCUCUUUCCAUCACCCCGCCCCAUUCUCCCUCUUUCCAUCACCGUGCCCCAUUCUUCCGCUUUUCAUCACCCCGCCCUAUUCUCCCUCUUUCCAUCACCCCGCCCCAUUCUCCCGCUUUUCAUCACCCCGCCCCAUUCUCCCUCCUUCCAUCACCCCGCCCCAUUCUCCCGCUUUCCAUCACUCCGCCCCAUUCUCCCUCCUUCCAUCACCCCGCCCCAUUCUCCCUCCUUCCAUCACCCCGCCCCAUUCUCCCGCUUUCCAUCAGCCCGCCCCAUUCUCCCGCUUUCCAUCACCCCUCCCCUUUCUCCCGCUUUCCAUCUCCCCGCCCCAUUCUCCCGCUUUCCAUCACCCCGCCCCAUUCUCCCGCUUUCCAUCACCCCGCCCCAUUCUUCCACUUCCCAUCAUCCCGCCCCAUUCCCCCGCUUUCGAUCACCCCUCCCCAUUCUCCCUCCUUCCAUCACCCUGCACCAUUCUCUCGCUUUCCAUCACCCCGCCCCAUUCUCCCGCUUUCCAUCACGCCGCCCCAUUCUCCCGCUUUCCAUCACCCCGCCCCAUUCUCCCUCCUUCCAUCACCCCGCCCCAUUCUCCCGCUUUCCAUCACCCCGCCCCAUUCUCCUUUCUUCCAUCACCCCGCCCCAUUCUCCCUCAUUCCAUUACCCCGCCCCAUUCUCCCGCUUUCCAUCACCCCGCCCCAUUCUCCCGCUUCCCAUAACCCCACCCCAUUCUCCCGCUUUCCAUCACCCCGCCACAUUUUCCCACUUUCCAUCACCCCGCCCCAUUCUCCUUCCUUCCAUCACCCCGCCCCAUUCUCCCGCUUUCCAUCAGCCCGCCCCAUUCUCCCGGUUUCCAUCACCCCGCUUCUUUCUCCCGCUUUCCAUCUCCCCGCCCCAUUCUCCCGCUUUCCAUCACCCCGCCCCAUUCUCCCGCUUUCCAUCACCCCGCCCCAUUCUUCUGCUUCCCAUCAUCCCGCCCUAUUCCACCGCUUUCCAUCACCCCUCCCCAUUCUCCCUCCUUCCAUCACCCCGCCCCAUUCUUCCGCUUUCCAUCACCCGCCCCAUUCUCCCGCUUUCCAUCACCUCGCCCCAUUCUCCCGCUUUCCAUCACCCCGCCCCAUUCUUUUGCUUUCCAUCACCCCGCCCCAUUCUCCCGCUUUCCAUCACCCUGCCGCAUUCACCCGCUUUCCAUUACCCGCCCCAUUCUCCCGCUUUCCAUCAGCCCGCCCCAUUCUCCCGCUUUCCAUCACCCGCUCCAUUCUCCCGCUUUCCAUCACCCCGCCCCAUUCUCCCGCUUUCCAUCACCCCGCCCCAUUCUCCCGCUUUCCAUCACUCCGACCCAUACUCCCGCUUUCCAUCACCCCGACCCAUUCUCCCACUUUCCAUCACCCCGCCCCAUUCUCCCUCCUUCCAUCACCCCGCCUCAUUCUCCCUCCUUCCAUCACCCCGCCCCUUUCUCCCGCUUUCCAUCACCUCACCAUAUUCUCCCGCUUUCCAUCACCCAGCCCCAUUCUCCCGCUUUCCAUCACCCCGCCCCAUUUUCCCGCUUUCCAUCACCCCGCCCCAUUCUCACGCUUUCCAUCACCCUGCCCCAAUCUCCCGCUUUCCAUCACCCCGCCCCAUUCUCCCUCCUUCCAUCACCCCGCCCCAUUCUCCCGCUUUCCAUCACCCCGCCCCAUUCUCCUGCUUUCCAUCACCCAGCCCCAUUCUCCCGCUUUCCAUCACCCCGCCCCAUUCUCCCGCUUUCCAUCACCCCACCCCAUUCUCCCUCCUUACAUCACCCCGCCCCAUUCUCCCUCCUUCCAUCACCCCGCCCCAUUCUCCCGCUUUCCAUCACCCCGCCCCAUUCUCUCGCUUUCCAUCACCCCGCCCAAUUCUCCCUCUUUCCAUCACCCCGCCCCGUUCUCCCGCUUUCCAUCACCCCGCCCCGUUCUCCCGCUUUCCAUCACCCAGCCCCAUUCUCCCGCUUUCCAUCACCCCGCCCAAUUCUCCCGCCUUCCAUCACCCCGCCCCAUUCUCCCGCUUUCCAUCACCCCGCCCCAUUCUCCCUCCUUCCAUCACCCUGCCCCAUUCUCCCGCUUUCCAUCACCCCGCCCCAUUCUCCCUCCUUCCAUCACCCCGCCCCAUUCUCCCUCCUUCCAUCACCCCGCCCCAUUCUCCCGCUUUCCAUCACCCCGCCCCAUUCUCCCGCUUCCCAUAACCCCACCCCCUUCUCCCGCUUUCCAUCACACCGCCACAUUCUCCCGCUUUCUAUCACCCCGCCCCAUUCUCCCUCCUUUCCAUCACCCCGCCCCAUUCUCCCGAUUUCCAUCACCCCGCCCCAUUCUCCCGCUUUCCAUCACCCCGCCCCAUUCUCCCUCUUUCCAUCAGCCUGCCCCAUUCUCCCUCUUUCCAUCACCCCGCCCCAUUCUCCCGCUUUCCAUCACCCCGCCCCAUUCUCCCGCUUUCCAUCACCCCGCCCCAUUCUCCCUCUUUCCAUCACCCUGCCCCAUUCUCCCUCUAUCCAUCACCCCGCCCAAUUCUCCCGCAUUCCAUCACCCCGCCCCAUUCUCCCUCUAUCCAUCACCCCACCCAAUUCUUCUCUUUCCAUCACCCCGCCCCAUUCUCCCGCUUUCCAUCACCCCGCCAAAUUCUCCCACUUUCCAUCACCCCGCUCCAUUCUCCCGCUUUCCAUCACCCCGCCCAAUUCUCCCUCUUCCCAUUACCCCUCCCCAUUCUCCCUCUUUCCAUCACCCCGCCCCAUUCUCCCGCUUUCCAUCACCCCGCCCCAUUCUCCCUAUUUCCAUCACCCCGCCCCAUUCUCCCGCUUUCCAUCACCCUGCCCCAUUCUCCCUCUUUCCAUCACCCCGCUCCAUUCUCCUGCUUUCCAUCACCCCGCCCCAUUCUCCCGCUUUCCAUCACCCCGCUCCAUUCUCCCGCUUUCCAUCACCCGCCCCAUUCUCCCGCUUUCCAUCACCCCGCCCCAUUCUCCCUCUUUCCAUCACCCCGCCCCAUUCUCCCUCUAUCCAUCACCUCGCCCAAUUCUCCCGCUUUCCAUCACCGCGCCCCAUUCUCCUUCUUUCCAUCACCCCGCCCCAUUCCCUCGCUUUCCAUCACCCCGCCCCAUUUUCCCGCUUUCCAUCACCUUGUUCCAUUCUCCCGCUUUCCAUCACCCUGCCCAAUUCUCCCUCUUUCCAUCACCCCUCCCCAUUCUCCCUCUUUCCAUCACCCUGCCCCAUUCUCCCGCUUUCCAUCACCCCGCCCCAUUCUCCCUCUUUCCAUCAGCCCGCCCCAUUCUCCCUCUUUCCAUCACCCCGCCCCAUUCUCCCGCUUUCCAUCACCCCGCCCCAUUCUCCCGCUUUCCAUCACCCCACCCCAUUCUCCCCAUUUCCAUCACCUUGCCACAUUCUCCCGCUUUCCAUCACCCCGCUCAAUUCUCCUGCUUUCCAUCACCCCCAACAAAGUUGCACCAACAAUUCUCCUGCUUUCCAUCACCCCGCUCCAUUGUCCCGCUUUCCAUCACCCCGCCCAAUUCUCCCUCUUUCCAUCACCCCUCCCCAUUCUCCCUCUUUCCAUCACCCCGCCCCAUUCUCCCGCUUUCCAUCACCCCGCCCCAUUCUCUCGCUUUCCAUCACCCCGCCCAAUUCUCCCUCUUUCCAUCACCCCUCCCCAUUCUCCCUCUUUCCAUCACCCCGCCCCAUUCUCCCUCUUUCCAUCACCCCGCCCCAUUCUCCCGCCUUUCAUCACGCCGCCCUAUUCUCUCGCUUUCCACCACCCCGCCCAAUUCUCCCGCUUUCCAUCACCCCGCCCCAUUCUCCCGCCUUCCAUCACCCCACCCCAUUCUCCCUCUUUCAAUCACCUCGCCCCAUUAUCCCGAUUUCCAUCACCCCGCCCCAUUCUCCCUCUAUCUAUCACCCCGCCCAAUUCUCUCACUUUCCAUCACCCCGUCCCAUUCUCCCGUUUUCCAUCACCCUGCCCCAUUCUCUCGCUUUCCAUCACCCCGCCUUAUUCUCCCGCUUUCCAUCACCCCGCCCCAUUCUCCCGAUUUCCAUCACCCCGCCCCAUUCUCCCGCUUUCGAUGACCCCGCCCCAUUCUCCCGCUUUCCAUCACCCCGCCCCAUUCUCCCGCUUUCCAACACCCCGCCUCAUUCUCCCACUUUCCAUCACCCCGCCCCAUUCUCACUCUUUCCAUCACCCCUCCCCAUUCUCCCUCUUUCCAUCACCCCGCCCCAUUCUCUCGCCUUCCAUCACCCCACCCCAUUCUCCAUCUUUCCAUCACCCUACCCAACCAUCACCCCACCCAUUCUCCCUCUAUCCAUCACCCCGCCCAAUUCUCCCACUUUCCACCACCCCGUCCCAUUCUCCCGUUUACCAUCACCCUGCCCCAUUCUCUCGCUUUCCAUCACCCCGCCUUUUUCUCCCGCUUUCCAUCACCCCGCCCCAUUGUCCCGAUUUCCAUCACCCCGCCCCAUUCUCCCGCUUUCCAUGACCCCGCCCCAUUCUCCCGCUUUCCAUCACCCCGCCCCAUUCUCCCGCUUUCCAACACCCCGCCUCAUUCUCCCACUUUCCAUCACCCCGCCCCAUUCUCACUCUUUCCAUCACCCCUCCCCAUUCUCCCUCUUUCCAUCACCCCGCCCCAUUCUCCUGCUUUCUAUCACCCCGCCCCAUUCUCCCUCUUUCCAUCACCCCGCCCCAUUCUCCCGCUUUCCAUCACCCCGCCCCAUUCUCCCGAUUUCCAUCACCCCGCCCCAUUCUCCCUCUUUCCAUCACCCCGCCCGAUUCUCCCGCUUUCCAUCACCUCGCCCCAUUCUCCCGCUUUCCAUCACCCCGCCCCAUUCUCCUGCUUUCCAUCACCCCGCCCCAUUCUCCCGCUUUCCAUCACCACGCCCCAUUCUCCCGCUUUCCAUCACCCCGCCCCAUUCUCCCUCUUUCCAUCACCCCGCCCCAUUCUCCCACUUUCCAUCACCCCGCCCCAUUUUCCCUCUUUCCAUCACCCCGCCCCAUUUUCCCUCUUUCACUCACCCUCGCCCCAUUCUCCCGCUUUCCAUCACCCCGCCCCAUUUUUCCUCUUUCCAUCACCCCGCCCCAUUUUCCCUCUUUCACUCACCCUCGCCCCAUUCUCCUGCUCUCCAUCACCCCGCCCCAUUUUCCCUCUUUCCAUCACCCCGCCCCAUUCUCCCGCCUUCCAUCACCCUGCCCCAUUCUCCCUCUUUCCAUCACCCCACCCCAUUCUCCCGCUUUCCAUCACCCCGCCCCAUUCUCCCGCUUUCCAUCACCCCGCCCCAUUCUCCCACUUUCCAUCACCCCGCCCCAUUCUCCCUCUUUCCAUCACCCCGCCCCAUUCUCCCGCUUUCCAUCACCGCGCCCCAUUUUCCCUCUUUCCAUCACCCCGCCCCAUUCUCCCGCUUUCCAUCACCCCGCCCCAUUCUCCCUCUUCCCAUCACCCCGCCCCAUUCUCCCGCCUUUCAUCACCCCGCCCCAUUCUCCCGCUUUCCAUCACCCCACCCAAUUCUCCUGCUUCCCAUCACCCCGCCCCAUUCUCCCGCCUUCCAUCACCCUGCCCCAUUCUCCCUCUUUCCAUCACCCCGCCCCAUUCUCACGCUUUCCAUCACCCCGCCCCAUUCUCCCUCUUUCCAUCACCCCGCCCCAUUCUCCCGCUUUCCAUCAACCCGCCCCAUUCUCCCUCUAUCCAUCACCCCGCCCAAUUCUCCCACUUUCCAUCACCCC